Acanthoscelides obtectus is the source of this 867-nucleotide messenger RNA. The record is from the annotation of a GenBank genome assembly. Lineage: Eukaryota; Metazoa; Arthropoda; Insecta; Coleoptera; Chrysomelidae.
AUGAACUCUAAGUGUAAAGAAUUCUUUGUAAAUGUCGCUAUGUCUGACUAUGAUAUCAUCUGUUGUACUGAAACUUGGCUGCAGUCUGCAGUACUUAGUUCUGAAUUAUUUACUGACAAAUAUGUUGUAUUUAGAACGGACAGAAAUUUCUCUGCGAUGGGGUGUUCUAGAGGAGGUGGUGUCUUAAUUGGUAUUCGUAAUCAACUUGCUGCAUCAGAGGUUGAGUCAGUACAAGAAAACGUUGACUCGGAAUGUCCAUCUCAAGCACAACCUACAACAGAUGGUACCGAAUCGCUAACGCAAAAUGACAAGGUUGCGUGUUCUUCAAAGAGUGGCACAGUGACUAUUUCUCGAUCAAGGCCAGGAAAAAACAACUACGAUUCUUUAACCAAGGAUGUUUUCACCAUUGUGCAAGAACAUUUUAAGCGUUCACGUACAGAGGAAGACCGUUUUGAUGUUUUUGGGAAAACUGUUGCUAUGAAACUAAGAGAAGUGGACAAAAGGCAGAGUCUAAUUGCAGAAAAAAUAAUCAACGAUGUAAUAUUCGAGGCUGAACUGGGCGGCCUUACACUGCAACAUAGAUGCGUUAACAUGCAGGAAAUGUAUAAUGCAAGAAAUCCUAACAUGCAGCAACACCAGCCACUUAUAUUGCCUUGCCAGUCGGCUUCCAAUUCUACAUCAUAUUCGUCCUCUACCAGCUUUAUUAGUACCCCUGCUACAAGUCCAAAUUGUCAAUUCCAACAAAACAAUUCAACAAACCAACAACAACUGUCUUCUGAUGAUGUAGUGGUUGUACGAUUGAACAAUACAUCUGCUGCUUCUUAUUUUACCGAAUUCACAGACGAUCAAGUGGUAAAAGAAUUUUGA